Tauraco erythrolophus (red-crested turaco) is the source of this 1202-nucleotide messenger RNA. Lineage: Eukaryota; Metazoa; Chordata; Aves; Musophagiformes; Musophagidae. The record is from RefSeq and is a predicted model, not a curated record.
AUGAACCACUUUAUUCUACUUUUCCCAUUGUUCUUGGCUCCAGCAUUUGCUGACAAAGAAAGUCAGAAAACAAACCAAAACUUUUCUUCGAACAAUGUCAGUCAUAAACGACUGAAGAGAGCCUGGAUAUGGAACCAAAUGUAUAUCCAAGAAGAGAUUGAUGCGCCGUUACCACACCAUGUUGGCAAGAUUGCAUCGAGUAUAAGGAAUAAGUACGCUAAGUACAUUAUUGAAGGUGAAUAUGCCAACACCAUUUUUAAAGUGGAAGAAACCAAUGGUGAUGUAUAUGCAUUUGAGAGGCUAGACAGAGAAAAGAAAGCAGAGUAUGAGCUGACAGCUCUCAUUGUUGACAGAAGAAACAACCAGUCACUGGAACCCCCAGCUAAAUUCAUCAUCAAGGUUCAUGAUAUUAAUGACAAUGCCCCUGUGUUUGUACAAAAAGUAUUCAAUGGAUCUGUCCCAGAAAUGUCACCAGUAGGAACCUCGGUCACCAAAGUGACAGCUGUAGAUGCUGACGACCCAACAGUUACAGGUCAUGCCACAGUUACCUACCAAGUCAUCAAAGGAGACGGAUACUUCACAGUUGAUGACUCUGGUGUGAUUUCUACAACAAGGGCUGAUUUAGACAGAGAGAAUCAAUCAACAUAUGAAAUUAUUGUUAAAGCAAAAGAUGCUCCAGGAUCUUCCGGGGAUUCAAGCACAGCUACAGUCAUUAUCACUUUAACCGACAUCAAUGACAACUUCCCAGUAUUCAAACACCCAUCGUUUACCUUUACCGUUCCUGAAAACAUUUCAGUAGGAGGAGAAGUUGGCAGAGUCAAAGUAGAAGAUGUUGAUGAACCACAACACAGAAAUACAAAAUACAGUUUUGUCAGAGGAGAUUACAGAGACACCUUUGAAAUUGUAGCAAAUCCAUUCACAAAUGAAGGAAUUAUUAGGCCAAAGAAGCCCUUGGACUUCGAAAAAGUAGCAGAAUAUAGGUUUGACAUUGAAGCAACAGAUCCCACAGUUGAUCUUCGCUAUUUUAAAGCCGGUGGCUCUCGGAGCAUUUCAACAGUCACCAUUCAAGUCACUGACGUUGAUGAGCCUCCUGUCUUCACUAAACUACCAUACGAAUUUAAAGUAAGAGAAAAUGAUCCAGAAAUAAGAACACUUGGUUCAGUUUGGGCACAUGACCCUGACGCAGCUAAACGGAAAAUCAG